Oppiella nova is the source of this 1104-nucleotide messenger RNA. Lineage: Eukaryota; Metazoa; Arthropoda; Arachnida; Sarcoptiformes; Oppiidae. The record is from the annotation of a GenBank genome assembly.
AUGAUUGGUGGGGAGGGGGCGGCCUCAACAGCCCUACUAACCAGCAUGUACAUGGCUGAGUUAGCUAAAAAGUUCAACGCAUAUACAGUGUUGUUAGAGCACCGGUAUUACGGAGAGUCUGUACCCGUACCUGAAUUGUCGACAGAAAACCUGAAAUACUUGUCGAGUGAACAGGCGUUGAAAGACACCGAAGAGUUUAUAUUGAAUUUGAAGAAAAAGUUGUCCCUCGAGUCCAAUAAAUUGGUGGAUCGUGCCGGAAACCUCGCCGCUUGGUUUAGGGAGAAGUACCCCAACAUAGCUGUCGGUGCGAUCGCCUCAUCGGCACCAGUGGAGGCGGAGGUCGACUUCAAGGAGUAUUUAGGAGUCGUUAGCACAGCGUUAAGCAAACAGUGUUCCGACAAUAUUAGGAAAGCGUUCAAACAGUUGGACGACGAGCUGAAGACACCGUCAGGUGUGGCCAACAUUAGGAAACUGUUCAGUUUGUGCGACACAUUCACGGGAACUAAUGCUAUGGAUGUCCACUAUUUCCUGCAGUCGUCAGUUGUGGGUCUUGAAAGGUAUGUUCAGUACAACUCAAAGGCACAGAUGAAUCAGGUGUGCGCUAUCGUCAACGAUGAGAAACGCGGGGCCACACCCUUGGAAAGGUAUGCCACACUAUUCCAGGUGAUGCCCGGCCAGUGCCGGUCCAUUCAGUACAAGGACUUUGUGGCCGGACUGAAGGCCGACCGAAGUGGCUGUAAUUUGGCAAACACUCGAAACUGGAUAUAUCAGACGUGCACUGAGUUUGGCUACUAUCAGACCACUGGCCAUAAGGACAGUGCGUUCGGUGCGAACCUUCCCGUAGAGUUCUUCACCAAUUGGUGUACCGAUGUUUACGGACCCGAAAUCAUGGCCCAAACCGUACGGAAAGCCGUUGACAAUACAAACGCCUAUUACGGGGGAUAUAAACCCGUUGUGACAAACGUCGUGUUCCCCAACGGUUCCAACGAUCCGUGGCAUCAACUCAGUGUCCUCCACGACCUCAUCAACUCAACCAAAUCUACGGUAAUUGAUGGGUACGCCCACUGCGGCGAUAUGUACGCCCCCACCGGUGCCGACAUCUGA